UUGAACGAAACACUUUCAGCAAAUAAUAUUUAGCUGACUUCUGGCCUGUAUGUUGGUCUGAAGUAUUGCGCAGUAAUUAUUACGCAAAUAAUUAAAAAAUGAAAUUACGUGCAGGCUACACCAAACCACGAUUCUCUUUUCGUGUGGAAUUUGCUGUUACUAAUCACAAACUAGCUGAUCGGCUGACAGCUAGCGGAGUAAAACAAGUGGAGGUGAAAAUGAGGAAAAACAAAGGGAAAACCAGUACAAUAGAAAAGGAGUUUAUGUUUGAGUUUAAGGCAGGAAAACAUCACUGUGUCCUCAAAGUACCACUUCAGUUCCCUCUCAAAGAAAAUGUCAAUGAUCUUCAUGGGCGGAUCAUGCUGCUUCAUAAAAUCCCCUGUUUUGUAGAAAAUGACUUGAAAAACAGCCUGGUUAGUUUCAUAGAGAGGGAAACGUUGGUGGAUUAUGACCGGGAGGCAGAAGGAGCCCUGCAGAGACUCACUAACGGAGAGGUCGACAUAAACAAACUUACAAAUUCAUGGGCCAAGGCCUAUUCUGAGACUACACUUGAACACGCCCGUCCUGAAGAACCCAGCUGGGAUGAGGAUUUUGCGAGUGUUUAUCAUGAACUGAUCCACUCCCCGGCCUCAGAGACUCUUCUCAACCUGGAGCACAGUUACUUUGUCAGUGUUUCUGAGCUCAUCAGCGAGAGAGACAUGGAGCUCAAGAAACUUCAGGAGAGGCAGGCUGUUGAGAUGGCCAAAGUGAUGCAGGAGCUGGGAAAGACCUUGUGUGACCAGGAUGUGAAUAUCGUGGCUGCCCAACACUUUGAUGCACAGCAAGUGCUGGAGAACAAGUGGGCCAGUGAACUGAAGCAAGUCGCAGAUAUCCAGAAACAAGAGUAUCAGGAAUGGGUGAUGAAGCUCCACCGCGACCUACAGAACCCCAACAACAGUACAAUAAACGAGGAGAUCAAGGUGCAGCCCGGUCAGCUGGGGGAGGCAGGGGAAGCAGGGGCCCGUCUCUUCGAGGAGCAGCAACAGCUGGAGGAGAGCUUCACCAUCCACUUAGGGGCUCAGCUGAAGACCAUGCACAAUCUACGUCUGCUGCGAUCUGAUGUUCUGGACUUUUGUAAGCACCGCCGUCACAGCAGCAGCGGGGUGAAGUUACGGCGACUACAGACCGCUCUCUCGCUGUACUCCACAUCACUUUGCGGCCUGGUGCUGCUGGUCGACAACAGAGUCAACUCGUACAGCGGCAUCAAGAGAGACUUUGCAACAGUGUCUCAGGAGUGCACAGAUUUCCACUUCCCCAGAGUGGAUGAGCAGCUGGACAUCAUCCAGCAGGUGGUGCUGUACGCACGAGCUCAGCGCAGCAGCAAGCAGAGAGAGCAGCCCGAGAUGCCAAGAAAUGGAGGAAGUGAAGACAAAAAUAAGAUCAUGGACAGAAAUUCCUCCAAUAUCCUCCCAGGUGAAUUCUACAUCACACGCCAUUCAAACCUGUCUGAGGUUCAUAUUGUGUUCCACCUCUGUGUGGAUGAUAAUGUGCGUUCGGGAAACAUCUCAGCCCGGGACCCAGCCAUCAUGGGCCUGAGGAACAUCUUGAAGGUCUGCUGCACCCAUGACAUCACCACCAUCACCAUCCCACUGCUGCUGGUGCAUGACAUGUCAGAGGAGAUGACCAUUCCCUGGUGUCUGAAACGAGCUGAGCUGGUCUUCAAGUGUGUGAAAGGUUUUAUGAUGGAAAUGGCCUCCUGGGAUGGAGGAAUCUCACGGACUGUCCAGUUCCUUGUUCCACAGAGUAUCUCAGAGGAGAUGUUCUACCAGCUGAGCAACAUGCUGCCUCAGAUCUUCAGAGUCUCCUCGACGCUCACGUUAACGUCAAAACGCUAAACAAGCCACACACAGACACAUCAGCCCUUGUAGCUGGCAAUAUGGAGGACAUCUUGUCACUUUAGGUUCUUAGUUUUCAGAGAAGUACAAACCGUAAGCUGUUUUGAUAUGCACUGACAUGUGAUCCUGUCACAGGAGGCUUAGCACCAUGUCCUGAUUAUUUCAGUCAUGAAUUUUCACUGGAAUUCACAGAUUUGUACAUUCCACAUCAAAAAACGCAUUAAAUAUGAGAGGGAAGUGUUCAGAGUUUUAGCUCUUGUCAUACUGUGAGUGCUGUUUACCUAACGCUGCAUGGGAAACAGGUAAUGCCAAGACAAGCUGUGUGUUUGUGCGGCAUUGCAGUCAAACCACCUUUGGCCCCUGGUGUCAUCGGUCCUCUCCACAAACGCCAGAUGGCGCUGUGUUCGGUAGCUUUCACAUGUGGUGUAAGGUAACCAAAGCUGCUGAUUCCAAAUGUCAAAAGAAACCAACCUUCCAAGCAUUCUAAGUUAUUUACCAUGUGUUUGUAUGUUAGGUGCCAGUUGUAAACCCUGGCAUGUGUGCAGUUAUAUUUGAACUGUGCAAUCUUUGGAAAGUGGGGCAUUUGAAAACAGUAUCAACUGUUUUUUUUUAUUGUAAAUCUAACCUUUAAUAGACUUAUUGAUCAGGCUAGUGAGAAAAUUAUGUGCAGUUUUGUAUUAUUAUUAUUUUUUAAAACCUUUACAAAGAAAAUCUGCAUAUGAACUACUGUCUGUUAAGUGUUUUGUUGGAUUCCUCCUAAUGAGGAUAUUAGCAUAUGAAGUAGCAAAGUAGGGCUAAUCUGAGAGUUAAAGCAUUUGCAUCUAUAUUAGCCUUUUGUCCAAAACUACUGACAUGCUAGUUACAUGUUCAUUGCGAAAUGUCAAAGUUUUGUAA
This is a messenger RNA of Sinocyclocheilus grahami, 2768 nucleotides long. It is a transcript of the gene ferry3, whose product is annotated as FERRY endosomal RAB5 effector complex subunit 3. Gene Ontology annotation, cellular component: cytoplasm. The coding region runs from base 99 to 1874 and encodes 591 amino acids. Gene Ontology annotation, biological process: regulation of mast cell degranulation. NCBI's taxonomy places the organism in Eukaryota, Metazoa, Chordata, Actinopteri, Cypriniformes, Cyprinidae. The record is from RefSeq and is a predicted model, not a curated record. The transcript has 14 exons.